Messenger RNA from Camponotus floridanus (Florida carpenter ant), 1008 nucleotides. It is a transcript of the gene Mob4, whose product is annotated as MOB kinase activator-like 4. NCBI's taxonomy places the organism in Eukaryota, Metazoa, Arthropoda, Insecta, Hymenoptera, Formicidae. The transcript is spliced from 4 exons. The coding region runs from base 112 to 777 and encodes 221 amino acids. Gene Ontology annotation, cellular component: cytoplasm. The record is from RefSeq and is a predicted model, not a curated record.
GGUUCGCAUUCGCGGGUGCAUCUAUCGACGAGAACUUCGACGGAGUGGUCGUCUCCUCGCCCUCGCUAAUCGAGCGUGCAUACCGGUCAGUCAAGUGCAACAACUGGCAAGAUGAAGAUGGCGGACGGACCUACUAUCUUGCGAAGAAACAGGCCCGGAACGAAGGCAGAGGACUUCAGUAGGUGGCCCGAUGAGCCGUUUGAAGAAAUGGAUAGUACACUAGCUGUGCAACAAUAUAUCCAACAAAUGAUCAGAAGAGAUCCAUCUAACAUUGAUUUAAUACUUAAUAUGCCAGAAGCUAAUGAUGAAGGAGUAUGGAAGUAUGAACAUCUUAGGCAAUUCUGCAUGGAGCUUAAUGGUUUGGCAGUGAGAUUACAAGAAGAAUGUCAUCCUGAAACAUGCACACAGAUGACAGCUACAGAACAGUGGAUAUUUUUGUGUGCCGCACAUAAAACUCCCAAAGAAUGUCCUGCAAUUGAUUAUACUCGGCAUACACUGGAUGGAGCAGCAUGUUUACUUAACAGCAACAAAUAUUUUCCCAGCAGAAUCAGCAUUAAGGAAUCUUCUGUAGCAAAACUUGGUUCUGUCUGCCGUAGAGUUUAUAGAAUUUUCUCACAUGCAUACUUCCACCAUAGAACAAUAUUUGAUGAAUUUGAAAAUGAGACUUUCCUUUGCCGCAGAUUUACCUCAUUUGUGACAAAAUAUAAUCUGAUGUCAAAGGAUAAUUUAAUAGUACCUAUUAUGGAAGGUGAUGGUGCAACGGAAAGCGAAGCAUAGGAUCUAACAUUGCGAUCGUAUUGUCCAAAGUCGAAUUGUCAGAUUUAGUAGAAAAAAUUGCUAAUAUUCACGAAACAUUCUGAAUUUUAUGGUAAAUAUAUAUCUGACAAAGAUCUUUAAAAAGGUCAGUAAAUUUGCUUUCACUUAAAUAGUAUAAAUCUGUUACAAUCUUUUCUAUCUCCAACAUGAUUAGAUUAAAUAGAAACUAUUUUUGAUUAUUUUACCAAUAUU